Molecule: messenger RNA, 720 nt
Organism: Laccaria bicolor S238N-H82
Lineage: Eukaryota; Fungi; Basidiomycota; Agaricomycetes; Agaricales; Hydnangiaceae
Exons: 6
Coding region: 1-720 (239 amino acids)
Biological process (GO): rRNA base methylation
Cellular component (GO): small-subunit processome; nucleolus
Molecular function (GO): rRNA (pseudouridine) methyltransferase activity; rRNA binding
Source: RefSeq, a predicted model, not a curated record
AUGCUGCCCGUGCAGGCGCACGUCCCCCGCGGGGGUGUCGCGUCGCCCCAACGCAGAUUGUAUGUCGUUUUGGAGCAGGCGUGUUUGGAGGCCUACAAAAUCUCAGGUGGUACGGGGAAGGGCAGGAAUGGGAAGGGGGAUGGGGAAGCGAAGUAUACGCUUCUGAAUUGUGAUGACCACCAGGGGAUAUUGGCGAAGACGGGGAGGGAUAUCGCGGAUGCGAGGCCGGAUAUCACUCAUCAGUGCCUAUUGACGCUGCUGGAUUCUCCGUUGAAUAAAGCGGGGUUGCUGCAAGUGUACAUACACACUGCGCGAGGUGUCCUCAUCGAGGUGAACCCCCACGUCCGGAUUCCACGGACGUUCAAGCGGUUUAGCGGGUUGAUGGUCCAACUCUUACACAAAUUAUCUAUCCGAGGCGUGAACGGCCCAGAAAAACUGCUCAAAGUCAUCAAAAACCCAAUAAGCGACCACCUCCCACCCAACACCAUCAAGAUCACCCUCUCAGGUGACGCCCCAACACAACGUCUCUCAAAAUACCUCCCAACCCUCCCGACGACGCACAACAUCGCCGUCUUUGUCGGUGCGAUGGCCCGCGGUAAAGACGACUUUGCGGACGCGUAUGUCGAUGAGAAGAUCGGCAUUAGCGAGUACCCGCUUAGUGCUAGCGUUGCGUGUGGCAAGUUUUGCUGCGCGCUGGAAGAACUCUGGGACAUCAUCUAG